AUGGCGUUCGACAAUGUGCCACACCAGAGGCUCCUACAUAAACUUAACAAAAUAGGGAUCAGUGGCAACUUCCUUAAAUGGAUUGGAAACUUCCUUGUGGGUCGACACCAGGUUGUCUGCAUCGGUCGGGGAAAAUCAGACCCUGCUACGGUCGAUAGUGGUGUCCCCCAGGGUUCAGUGCUGGGACCCAUUUUGUUCCUUAUCUACAUGGACGAUGCCGCAAGAGAUGCAGACUGUGAAGUAGCAAUGGUUGCGGAUGACAUGAAGAUAUGGAGUGUAAUUUGGGGUCCUGUCUACGAAGACAGACUGCAGAUGAACCUGAAUCGGUAGGAGGAGUGGUCAAACCGUUGGCUCCUGCGGUUUAACGUUGCCAAAUGUAGCAUACUUCGCCUAGGCAACACAGCCAGAUCCGCCAGCACAAGAGGCUACUUUCUGGACGGUGCAGCCCUACAAGAGGUUGUAGCCCAAAAGGACCUCGGUGUGCUGACGACCAGUUCCCUAAAGCCAUCCGCCUACUGUUCGAGGGUGGCAAAAACCGCAAUGUCCGUACUGUAAGCCAUCAAGCGUGCGCUUAUGGACUUUGACGAAGAUGCUUUCUCAAAGACAUUCGGAACAUUCGUCCGGCCGCACUUAGAGUACGGCAUACAAGCUUGGAGGCCGUGGGCUGCUGAGGAACAAAACUGCCUCGAAAGGGUCCAGAGGAGAGCCACGAAGAUGGUUAGUGGUCGACACUCCUUUCCUUAUGCAACCCACCUAGUAAAUCUGAACCUCUUUCCUUUGAGUUACAGGCAACUUCGUGGGGAUCUCUUGCAAGCCUUCCGCAUUGUUAAGGGGUUGGAUUGCAGUCUGGUCUUCGAGGACUUUCUUGAAUUUGCUACCCCGACCAACCUCCGAGGUCACCCAUUAAAACUGCGCACUCAGCAUGCAAGGUUGGAUGUACGGAAGUUCUCCUUCUCUGUUCGAGUGGUCAAACCAUGGAAUGCCCUUCCCGCAGAUGUUGUGGUGUCACCAUCCAUACAAAGGUUUAAAAAGAAUCUUGACAUAUUUAUGUUCCGAAAUGACGAAGGGCGAUGAGAAGUAGAGCUCACCCCCUGUAACCCGUUCUCAUUUUGUCCUACAAUUAUGGGUGUGUUUGAUCUAUUUCAGCUCAGAACAUUUACCUGUAUACCACACAUUUUUUUACGUUGCAAAUAGGGUACUCCAAGGCUUUUGCCUAUUUCCCUCAAUAAACUGAACUGAACUGAACUGAGUAGGCCCAUGCGCUAUAUGAAUGGGCGUGGACAGUGAAGGCGGAUACGAUGAGUGUGCACAGGGGCUCUUGGCGUUGCGGAAUAGGGACACCCUAGCCUUGUGGACCUCCCUGCUGGCUUUGUCAGCGGUGAGCCGGUCGACUUUUUCAACGCUGUUGCAAUCUUCACUGCACUUCACCAUGCCGGACGGUUCUUUAAGAGGUCUUCCCAAGUCUUGGAGUUUAUUUGUAGUCGCAUUAUGGAAUUCUUCGGCGUGUCCUUGUAACGAUGCACCAGACUUCCUUGUCGAUGAUUAUCCGUUGCGACAUCUCCAUGGAAGAGUUGUUUUGGUUGGUGCUCAUCGUCCACCAUCAUGGAAUGGCUGAUCUAUUGUGUUUGCUGUUGCUUCAGCGUGCCAUGUAUGCUGAGGAUUCCAGUCCGUUCCUAAACUUCCGGGUCUGGGAUCCUGUCUUGAGACCUUAACACUUGUAUCCGUCUAAUAUAAUUGAGAUGGCGGCAAUUGAGUUUUUGCGCUCGUUUCUUGUAGAUCGUUCAGAACUUCGCAUCAAAAUACGGCAUCCUCAAAAUGACGGCUUUGUACAUUUCGAAUUUGCUGUUGAGGAGAAGGCUGGGACGAUUUCACGCGGAGUUCUGCCGUUAACCGAAAGCUUCUCCGGCUUUGGUUAUCCAGUGGGCCACUUCGUCGUCGAUUUUGGUUAAGCAUGAGAGGGUGCUACCCUAAGCAGGGGAAGUUGUCCACGGCCUUCAGUUCGGUGCCGUUGACGUAGAUGCGAGGAACACUGUAUGCAAAUUUGGAUGACGUUUUAUGCCUAACCGUCAUUUUGUUGGAGCUGACGGUCAGUCCGAAUUUAGGCGCAGCCCGAGGCGAAGACUUUCGUAUUCCAAUGCAUGGCCACUUUUGUCAAGUUCUUCAGCACUUAAUUGUCCGUAAAGUGGAGGUCAGGGACAGUAGUCGUAAAGGGCCGCGUCUAGGCCUGCAUGUGCCGGCUGUUGAGGAAAUGGAGUUCGGCCCUGCAGACGAUGCGGAUCCUGGAUUGCGUUCAUCUGUAUGGCAGAAAGCACGAGACUAAAGAGGGUAUGGGCCAGUACCCAGCCCAACUUCAUUUCGUUGGUUGCCGCAAAUGCUUCUAAGAUGGUCUCGUUGUCGGUGACGCGCGCCAUCACCCUCGCGUGGAGCUGACGCUCUAUGAGUUUGAAUAACCCAAGACAGCCCGAUUUCCGCGUAAUCUUCACCAGUCCUUCGUGAUUCAUCGUGACAAAGGUCUUCUUCAGGUCCAAGAAGAUAGCGCAGAGAUGGGUCCGCCUUCCCUGCCCUUUAUCUUGCAGCUGGUUCCGCGAUGGCGCCGGAAGCUGCACUGGAUUUUCAACAGAAUUCCCUGUUCGAGAUUGCCGUUGGGAUGGUUGAGAAUGGUGCAAGUGAAGACCAUCCCGGUGAUGUUGGCAACAAGACUACUCUGUGGCUGUCAGGCAUCUAGCGGUUCCCUUUCCGCUUUUAGAGAUGGACACUUAUCUGAUUCUUGAAACCCAGGGGAUCUGCCUCGGCGCCACAUCUCCUGAAAUAGCGGCGUAAGUUGAUUGAUCUGUCGGGGACCGCAUUGCUUGUUGGCUUCGGUCGAGAUCGCGUCAGAUCCCGGUGCUUUCCCACAGAGAGUUGGUGAACGGCUCCGAUUGUUUCUAAUAAAAAAUACGGGAGAUCCAGGUCUUUGUUGAUUUCCGCUUGAGAGAAUCGGUCAAUGUCAGCGUCAAAGACUGCAGAUGGGCGGUUAAGGACACUCCUGAAGCGUUUAACUCAACUGUCCAGAGUCUGCGAUUUCUCCGUCAGAACCGUUGUUCCAUCGAAACUGAGAUGUGGCGCGGUAUCUUUAGUUGGGGGCCGUUGAGCAUCUUGGAUGGGACGAAGUUCUUUGUUUCAUUGUGGUCAUCAUACCCCUGGGAUUCCUUGGCUAUAGGAGUCAUCCAUACGUUCUGCAUCCCCUCAGUCGCUGGUGCACGAGGUGGCGUUACCGGAAGGAGGUCGCAUCGUUGCGUCCGUCCAAUGGUCAGUUUAAGCCUUGUGCAGACUGUGCUCCUUUUCGAGCAAGUUUUUGAUGGCUGUGUCAUCGAACUAGUCAUAAUGUUGACGACGUGCGCACACGAGGACGUCUAAGAUGGUGGAUUGGAUAGCGUUCCGCAAAUGACAUCACUGAGUCUCCACAGUGGCGUUGUCUUCCGGGGCCGAAAGUUCUUCCAGGUGCUGAGCCAAUCUAUUGCCGAAAUUUGCACGGUGAACGGACAAAGUCAACGGAACAGUUUUCAGCUUACCUGCUGGUCGCUUAACUUGUGGUAACCUACGGGGCUUUAUUCGGCGCCUCAUACUGGAGAUGACGAGGCAGUGAUCUAUCGGUCGUCGGAGUCACAGAUGGCCUUAGUCACUAAAGCUUCCUUCCACUCUCGCCUUUGGACGAGGACACAAUCCACCAGUCACCAGCGACGAGAUCGGAAAUGCAUCUAGGUUGUCUUCUUCUGCAUCGGAAAGUAGAAAAAGGUGUUAGCAGAAGGAGGCGGUGUCUUGCACAGGUUCGCAAAAGAAGGGCGCGUAGUUGUCGCAGCUGCCGAUUCAGUGGCGGCCCAACCCCCGAACAUUAAGUCAACGAAGUCUGUCCAGACGCGUGUGUUGAAGUCAUAAAAUAAAAGUAGCUUGUCCACCUUCGACACAGUCGCUAGGAGAGCAUGAAGAUAUUCGUCGAACGUAAUAUUCGCUCUAAAUAAGAUUAUUUAGAGCGAUGAAUACCCUGCCAGCACCAGCCGCGGCAAGACGUUGCUACGACGCGGCCAAUAGUGGCCAUUUGGCGCGGCUAAGGCGUGGCCUUCGACACCACAGCCACGUUUGGUCACACCAUUCGAAAAAAAUGCGUGGCGGCACCCCUCAUUCUUCAUUUGUCCCUCCACCCUUACAUAGCCCCCGUUUUUUACUCGCGAGAGCACUCAUUCUAAACUGGCGGCUGUCGCAGUACGAUUACAUGUCACUGAAUCCUCCCAGCCUCGGCUAAACCAAAUCAGUGAUAAAACCCCGCGUAUGCGCACAACCGGACAACCUAUAGGUUCUCCCCAUUCUCUAUUCGUUUCCCCCUUUAUGGCUUCCGUUUUUUACUCGCGAGCGCACUCAUUCUAGACUGUCGGCUAUCGCAGUACGAUUACAUGUCACUGAAUCCUCCCCGCCUCGGCUAAAGCAAAUCAGCGAUAAACAACCCGCUUAAGUGCACAACCGGACAACCUAGUUAGAGUUCACUCUAUCCCACGACAUAGGGAAAUGGACAGACACUGGUUAGAAACAACGGUUUAUUGACAGCCUUACACUCAGUGCAAAAGGCAUAAUGUCAAACGGAACAAGGCACCGAAAUGCGUCUCUCAUUACGCAAUUAAAAGUAAGUUCUAUCAAUGUCAGAUUAUUCCCAGGUCUCCUAAAAAUGUGUACCCGCUAAAUCGGAUAUUUGCAAUCCCGCAAAAAACUGGUCCAUGUAUUGAUAGAGGACAUGGGCUAAAAGGCGUCUGUCAUAGUUUUUAAUCAAAUGCUAUGACAUUUUGACAUUUUUUGUUCUUUAACUGUAUUGCAGGCAACCGAAGUUCGAUCUACUUGCCGGACCGAUUAGUCACAAAUGUCUUCCUCCAACUUCUGCCAAACGGUCUCAUACCUAGUUUGGGCAUGUAAAUCCCCAUAGGUUCUGAAAGGCUGGUUGUAGACCUACUGGAGUCUGUCGGCUAAAUACCAUGACGUGGUGGAGCCAAAAGCCCCCGACAAUGCCCGUAUGACGAUAACGAUCUGACGAUGGAGAGCCUACCAAGCUCUUCGAAGCGUCAGCAUCUAAGUUAACCCGUUCCGGUGAGUCCAUCCUCUUCUUUAAAUAAUCAACCCGGAUCUCUCAACUUUGCCGAUCUGAUAACGGCACCCUUUUGUAUUGGAGGUCCACUACGGCAAUUUUGACGUGCGCGAAACAUAGUUUAUUGAUAAGACAUAUUAGUCCUCAGCGUUCAUGAGCCUAUUAGUCACCGAUCAUUCCAUUCAAGUUUUUUCUCCGCCUUGAAUAUCCCACUUGCCUUCGUUACCUUGCGUUUAUUUUCCAAUAACACCUAUGUUGUUUUAAGCAACUGCAGGCUAUGUCUUUUCACUACACACACAAGGAUUUUUUGGACCAAUUUAAGGCAGCCGAGGGGACUUAUAAGCUUAAAUCAGUCCUCAAUCAAAAAAGUCUCUAUAAUGCCUCUAAUGUCGGCAGACAACCUUCUAUUAGACUCUCUUUCUGCGACAGCCGCAGCGUUUGUUGCAUUAACUCGGGCCGCGAUAUUUACAUUUAUCCCGUUUCCGAAUACCAGGUGAGAUUAGUAACCAUACAAAUGUAUAUGAUUAUGCCAACAUGGUACUGUUUACUGCAUUGAUUGAUAUGUAUAUGUACACGUAUCUGUAUUCCUGCUUUCAAGGUGUACGAAUCCUAUGCUACUCCCGGCAAACGGAGUUUUAAAACAAGCCUGCCGGUUAGCCAUGAUUUCAGCGUAUCGUCUCUCCUAUUAAUUGGAUUAAGCGGUGGGGAAAUUCACAUACUUGAUCCAUUCCAAAAAGAACCAGGGAAGGUUUUCAAUGAAGAGGUAUUUAUUAUUUUUUUCUAAAGUCUCCUUGAAAUUUCAGAAGCAAAUCGAGAGAUCCGCGGUUACGUGCAUUCGAUGGGUUCCGUACUCGACAAACCACUUCUUGGUUGCACAUGCGAGUGGACAUAUGUAUAUCUACAACGAACAGCUACCUUGUUGUGUAAACCUGCCUACUUACCAGCAGUUCAAAAAAGGUUCUGGGUUUGCGAUUUACACCUGCAAAACGAAGUCAACAUGCAACCCAAUGUACAACUGGUCUCUGACAGACUUUGGGCUCACCUCUACACUAGACUCUUCAAAACCUCCUUACUCACACCCUCAUCAAAAUAAGUUACCGGACGAUUUCGAUGCAUCAUCCGCCCUUCUUUCGCCUAUUAAUCAGUUUGCCUUCUCGACUUGUGGCAAGUAUUUGGCUGUCGUCACCGAGGACGGGUAUAUGCGUGUCUUCGACUACCAUCGAAUGGACAUAUACGUAAGGACCUUGUUUGAUUUACAUGUUUCAUUAAAUCGAGUACGUGCAGAAAAUAAAUAUGAAAUGGCCGACCUCCAAACCACAUGUCAUCUACUGGAGUAGAUCUGCGCGUAGCUCAUCUAAAACUAGGCAUAAUUUGUCAUCUUAUGGAUUUCACCAUUACCUUUGGGGCUGAUACAAGAUCUUUCUCUCAAAAGCCACACUGAUUGCCUGCAUUGCCUCUGGCUGUGAGCUGUACACUAUGGUGUUUGUUACCCAAACCGUAUUUACUGUACUCGAUCUCGUGCUUUAGAGCCGGCGUCAUGGGCAGGUGACGUGCAUCUGUGGUCAUUAUUGCCGGCUUUUUAAAUCGGUUGCGUUUAAUCAGUCCCUUGUUUUAAUUCUCCUCCCCAAGCUUUUAACCUAGUUUUGGCGUUAUUCUCCGACGUAUGAUAGUGUCUUGAAGUAGAGAAGCCUGAUGCAUGGGCUAACAUAUGAUCAUCAGAUGGUAGUACUAAGAGCGAUAAGCCAGAAGAGGGUUUUGCGCUGUUGUUGUUUACCAGGAGAGCAGCUCCACGCGUGGCUGCAAUUUAGGUGAAGCUUUACUCUGAUGAUAGGAGGACAACUGCACCCGAUCUCCCCUCCGGUCUUCUCGACCCUGUCUUGACACCGGACCCACGUGGGUGAAAGAGGACAGAGUGCAGUAAAUGCAACGCAUGUCAGCUACCACUACAAACUUAGUCACUUGCAAGUCGCGGUCCCUGCGCCGGCUUCGCUGUUCAUUACGAUGGCCGAACUGUCGGUAAGAGUAACUGGCCUUCGCCUGACCCAACUACGAUGUACACACAAAACACCUGCAGUCAUCAAAAAACGGGUAGAGCCAUAGUUGCACAACCAUUGCGCCGGGCGGCUUGCUUUAGGGGUGCUUCCUGUAAUACGUAGGUUUGAGUUUGGACGAUGUGUGAGGUUUUAUGGAGGGACCUCUUACCGUUUUGUAAUAAGGAAAUUACGUGGUCUUCUUUAUGAAUAACUAAUCUGCCGAGAGGUAUUGCCGGUACACUGUCUGCAAUUGCCCACUUGUUCAACUCGAGAACCUACUUGUUUUUCAGCUACCUUUCAAUGAAGACCCACUAUUCGUGUCUGUGGACGUGUCUGGUAAGCUACAGUUAAGCUAUUGGGUAGGCUCCGCCUACCGAGCUGUUGGUAGCUGGGCUAAAAGUCUAGUGACUGCGGAUUAUAAUGGCGGUAAUGGUCCGCAUUAUGGUUAUUAUGGUGGUGACGGUGGUGAUGUUUCUCCCGACUACUCACUAGCUGCCCUCUAUCGUGAACUGGUGCAUGCGAAGUUCCAGUGGUUUUGAGUCGCGCCAACGUCCGUUUUCUAGCUGCCUCAUCCAUGUUUUGCAUCCGUCAGGGAUCUUUAACUACCAUUAUCCUGACAUUCUCUGCUUGCAUCAAUGUCCUUUGUUUUUAGGGCUAUAUGCGAUCCUAUUUUGGAGGCCUGACUUGCGUUGACUGGUCCCCAGACGGGAAGUUUGUCGUCGUCGGGGGUCAGGAUGAUUUGAUAACUAUUUGGUCUUUCUCAUCGCAAGCCGUCGUAUGCAGGGGCCAAGGACACAAAUCAUGGAUUAACGUGGUCCGUUUUGACCCAUUUGUAUACCCGACGAAAAUGCAGCAAGAUUAUAGUCAAAAACAGGCCACCGGCGAAGCAUCCUGUCCGAACUCAAAGGCACUUACGAACGGCUGUCAGGACAAGGUCGAUGCGACACAACAUACCGGCAACCCGAAUUUUCGUGCAUAUAGGUUUGUUGCCUUAUUGCAUUUUGCUACACCUUACAUGUCCGUAAUGUUGGAGUACAAAACAUGUCCAUACCAAUUGAAGCCGCUGCCAUUCUCUUACAUUUUCAUCCACCUCUGCUUCUAACUUCAAUUUCUUGAGCUUAUUCGCUGCAAUUUUGACCAGGCCACUGCACAUUACCAUAGAUCAAUUCCUCCCUAAUUGCAAAUGGAGUUGACAGUGACAGUGGCCACCCGAGCUUUUGAAAGCACGGCUUCCGCUAACUAACGGUGCCCAUAAUUUACAGCCACCGCCUAUUUUUGCUGCUUUUAAAAGGACUGCUUUCGGGUUUUUUCUAAGCGGCAAGGUAUUGUCAGCACCAUUAUAGAACACGACGUCAGCUGUGUCUGUCCGAAAUACCGUUUUCCGAUUAUCAUAUGUCAUUGUCGUAUUCUUGUCCCUAUUCCAUUGGUUACUUAACAUUGGUGGGCGCAUCUGUUCGCUACUACUAUGUAGUUUGGUUUUUUCCAUGUAACCAUGUCAUAGUUAAUAGUUUAUAGAACUGAUAAGGCUAUAUUUUCUUUCUUCACAUCGGGUUUAUUAUGUUACACAAAAAUGCUGAUCGUUUGACUACUUUUCCAAACAGAGUAACUAUUUGUACUUUUUCCGAGAGCCACAAAAUUACUGUCCCUCAAAAGCAGGAACAGAGAUAUCCUCUGUCCAAAUGCAUUUUUUGCAAGGACAACAUAUAUCAUGGUCACGGAGAAACGAAACCUUUCGAUCAGCGCUCUUCACAAGCAUUGCGAGGGAGCAUGAAUUCUUGAUUGAAGUGCAGUGACACAUUCUAAUCUUAGUAGAGACCUCAUUGUUGUCUUUUGCUUUGACAACCAGUAUUACAUGACGUUUCAGCUUAGAUUUGGUGUUACAUCCCACACAAAUUUAUUGUGGAUCGACAGUUUGUGUUGGGGCCUAGACGAAAACCACAGAGCUGCCGGUAAACCAACUUUUCUGCCUUACGUGCGCUUACCACUCAUUCGCUGUUUCCCAUGCAGGCAGUGCACUCAUCUUUAUAAGAGGAGCUAUCGCCACCGUGCCUACCAGAGUUUUUGAGUUUUUGACAGAUAUCGCAUAAUUUACUAAACCGACAGUACAGGUACUAGCUAAAAACCCAGACUCGUGUUUCGCCGACUUUCUGCUGCUGGUUGCCACAAAUGCUAGGGGGUUCGGCUCAUCAGUGGGUUUCCCGGAAUUUCCCGUGUGCUUUCUGAUGUAUAUGCCAGUUCCGAAACUUCAGCUUUUUAAUUUCCUCAGAAAUUAAUGCGCCAACUUGGAGUAAAUCCUUUGGGCAAACGUUUUUCAGACUCGUUCCAAAAAUCUCUACGGAUAUUUCGACUAAAAUUCCUUUACCAGCGCGGGAUAAGCGCAUAAAAUUCAUUAGUCGCCAACAGAAUUAGUUGGUACCUAUACUGUCAGUAUGUUUAAUUGGGCAAUAUCUGUAUAUUACCGACUGCCUAUUGAAUAUUGGACGGUCGUCCCGCUGUAGCUGAUGAAUUCCGAGGCGAUGUACAGGAUGUCUAGGGGAUCGGAUAUACUUUGCAGGAAUGACACUUCGCAUCUUCUUUUCGUGCUUUUUUGCGCGUGCUGGUUGCCUCAAUCGACCCCUGCCUGGGGGACAUCUCUCAUCUGUCGUUCCAUAAAUCUGUGCUCCGCCUAGUGGCCAAACCUCAAUAACCGCUCCAACUGGCGAGCUUUACUAGAUACAGAUACCCACAGGUUGCGUGGAAUUUGUUUCCUGUAGUACACAGAAACCUGCCUUGCUUGUAACGCUAGUAGACAGAAGAAAUUUGAUGGAGUCAUACACAUCUGGCACGUCUCUUCAUCCGGCGAACUGUAUGUGUAUAUAGACUGCGGAGAGAACACGCCUUUGUUUCGAAGUAAACAAGGGCAAGUCAUUAUAAGGAUUUUAUAGAACUUCGACAAUGUUGGUGAUGUACUUGCUCGCUCCACUCUAUCCUUAAACAUACGUUCUCGCUGGCCGAUGACGAACCUCAAUUGGAGUUCAAGUUACGACGGCCUACUACCAGAGUAAUUCCGUCGGUCAAGUUUAUUGCGAUGGCCGCACUCGAAGCAACCAGUUCUGCAAAAAUCGUGCCUUUCCAAAGUUCGUCGCGACCCCUUCCAUGGCGAAAAGUGCGUAUGUUUUUCCUUGCUGUUGCAUCUCUUUUGAUGUGAAAAGUACUUUAGGAGGAUGACCGAACUGAUUUCCGAUACGCCGUCACCUUGGUCGCUGUUGAGAUAGUCGUGGAAUUCCUUUUAUAGCGAGCAAGUUGAUGGUAUUUUUGGUGUGCCAAUUGCUGAUGACUGUUGAUGGACAUUCCAAUGUCUAAUCUUUGUAUGUAUUAUUCCGCAAAAGGUAUUAUGUCAACUUUGUGUAACUGGUAUAAAGCUUCCCUCCGCACCUGUCACGACACGGUUUAGUUCUCUACGGACCAAACCAAACUGCGGACACAACCUCAACGCAUGGGAAGCCACCCCAGCUACUUCAUGUGGCUUGGCUCGGCAGUCGAAACAGUUAGCCGAAUGUGGCCGCUAAGUUGAUCACAGUUUCCUAGAGCCACCAUAAAUGACCGAUCUCAGUGCGGGGUCAGAGUGGACUACUGUCUGGUGUAGCAAAGCACUCGGAGCCUCCGCCAAUUCACAGAAAUGACCGCCUUCGAGCAUCCCAUUCUUUCCAGUUGUGAUAUUACAUGGUGGCUUACAGUUGCAGCCAUUGAAGGAGGCGCUGCAGAAACAGCUGCUUUAGUCCCAACAGCAACUGACAGUUCAUUCUUACGCGGAGAGAGGCAGGCUCCUAAUGGAUCGGCUAGUCUCCUUUUGUGUGUAUCGCAGGCCGUGCUCACUAUCCGCCAGUGUUGUCAUGCACACUGCCAUUGCAUUUUUGCGUUUAACUCCAAGUUCUUUCAUUUUAUUUCCUCCCCAGUCUCAAACAGUCGGGCUUUUGACCUCAAACGAUUUUAUUUGCUAUUCGUUGGACGGUAAUUUUAUACUCGUGUUUUUUAAAGUGAGCGCCGUCGGGCACGUUGCGAAAUUUCUAUACCUAGAGAAUGUUGCAUCAAAUGCCUCAUGUCCACCACUGAAUGCCUAAACUUUUAGAGUUCCACAGACAUCUUCAUCGAUCGCAUCCUGCGUCGUAGGGAGUCUAGGCAAUGGCUUGCUGCCAGGGUCCCCGGUCGCGUUUGUCCAUACUGUGGUUGAAUUGUCUAAGCCAGUGGUGACAAAUGAAGCCGCAGUGAAUUUUAGAUAAUAUUCCUCACGUGAUAUUACUACCUUGCCUUAUGGUCCUGUUACUCUAUCGCCGUCGGGUUUUUAUGCUCCCAGUCGUAGGCGGUCACAUAACAAAUGGGCAGUUUUGUUGUCUUACCCUGCUUGCUCGGGCUGGGUGGCCCGCUUUUGAAAAAACAAACUGGGCUUCACGUUCUUGACUUAUCUCCCUCUCGCCGCCGCCGCCGCCGCCGCCGCCGCCGCCGCCGCCGCCGCCGCCGCCGCCGCCGCCGCCGCCGCCGCCGCCGCCGCCGCCACCACCACCACUAUUAUUAUUAUUAUUCGCCUACUUCGACUGCUUUGACUUAAACAAUGCUCUUUCACCCACUGCCCGCACGCCUAGGCUGGGAUCUGUAGGUCAGGAUACACUUCUCUGUCUUUGGGAGCUGACUGAGGACAUCAUUCGACAGGGCAUCCGAUUCUCCACCGCAGCUACACGCGAUAUCUCCCCUUCUUUGAAUAACUGCCUUGUCUUAAACGACUGCGAUCCUGACUGCAGAACUCUGCCGUCAUCUUCGGCAGGCCUGUGUGACAGGUCCAUCCAGUUUGGCCAAAAAAGAAGUCCCAUUAUACCGCCGUCGGCCACCCUGGUCUCGAGCACCUUACCACGUAGCAAGAGAAAACCGUUUAACUUCAUCCUUACCUACAGGCCUAACUCUAAACCUGCUGGUCAUUUCCUGCCCGUGGUCACUACCGUCUCGACUGCGGUUGAGAGCCUGGUGGAGUCUGGCAAGUCCUCCACUCUCACCGACAGUGGGGUAUCGUUCUCGGGUAACACCGGUCUCUCCAAUGACUUCCUCCGUAACGGGGCUCUGCACAAUCACGUCCAGCUCUCUUACAUAUCUCGAGAGUAA
Messenger RNA from Spirometra erinaceieuropaei, 12270 nucleotides. The record is from the annotation of a GenBank genome assembly. NCBI's taxonomy places the organism in Eukaryota, Metazoa, Platyhelminthes, Cestoda, Diphyllobothriidea, Diphyllobothriidae.